AUGGAGAUGAUCAGAGGGACAACUCUGAAGACCCUUCUGCUAAUUUCUCUUUCUGUGGUGGCAACGUUAUCAGUAUGUGAAUCACUGCCUCUAUCCACGAAGGGAAGAUGGAUAGUGGACGAUGUGACUGGGCGGCGCGUGAAGCUGAAGUGUGUGAAUUGGAUUUCACACACAGAGAGUACGACAACCAAGGGGCUUCACUCUCAGCCCAUAGGAGACAUUGCUGAUAAAAUCAAUGAAAUGGGUUUCAACUGUGUUCGUCUCACCUACCCUACUUUUUUGUGGACGAGGGUGGAUUAUUACAACAAGACUGUUGCGGAGUCUCUUGAUUCUCUCAAUGUGACUGAGGCCAAGGCCAUGAUCGCUGUUCAGAAUCCUCGGUUCUUGAGUCUUCCCCUCAGGGAAUCGUAUGAACGGGUGGUUGGGGAGCUUGGGAGACGUGGGCUCAUGCUUAUACUUGAUAACCAUGUCAGCAAGCCAAUGUGGUGCUGCGAAAGAGAGGAUGGGAAUGGGUUUUUCGGGGACAAGUUUUUCGACCCAGGGGAGUGGAUUGAGGGCUUGUCACAAGUCGCCAACAGAUUCAAGGACGAAUCCCAUGUGAUCGGAAUGAGCAUGAGGAAUGAGCUUAGAGGCCAGCGUUCAAACCAGAAGGACUGGUACAAAUACAUGAGGGAAGGAGCCAAGGCUAUUCACAGCAUCAAUCCAAACCUUCUUGUGGUCGUUUCAGGCUUGAAUUUUGACAAUGAUCUCAGCUUCUUGAAGAAAAAGCCUUUCGGGUUAACGCUAAAUAACAAGGUGGUGUUUGAGGCACAUUGGUACUCGUUCGACGCCACCGAGCAGUGGAAUGACAAGCCGCCGGAGCAGGAGUGCAAAGACCGAGCACGAGAGUUCUAUAGAGACGCAGGUUUCCUUACAGAGGGAGAUAACCCGGCUCCUUUGUUUAUAAGUGAGUUUGGUAUGGAUUUAAGAAUGGGCAAUGUGGCUGAUAACCGAUACUUCAACUGCUACCUCCCCACUGUUGCUGCUAAGGACCUCGACUGGGCGCUGUGGACUUUGCAAGCUAGUUAUUACUACAGGCAGAGGAAGAGGUUUACUCAGUGCUUGAUUUCAACUGGGAAAAGCCUCGGAAUCCACAAUUCUUAG
This is a messenger RNA of Vitis riparia (riverbank grape), 1143 nucleotides long. RefSeq names its product glycosyl hydrolase 5 family protein-like. The record is from RefSeq and is a predicted model, not a curated record. Gene Ontology annotation, molecular function: hydrolase activity, hydrolyzing O-glycosyl compounds. The transcript has 2 exons. Bases 1 to 1143 code for a protein of 380 amino acids. Lineage: Eukaryota; Viridiplantae; Streptophyta; Magnoliopsida; Vitales; Vitaceae.